Molecule: messenger RNA, 213 nt
Organism: Alternaria infectoria
Lineage: Eukaryota; Fungi; Ascomycota; Dothideomycetes; Pleosporales; Pleosporaceae
Exons: 2
Coding region: 1-213 (70 amino acids)
Source: RefSeq, a predicted model, not a curated record
AUGGAUCGUGCCGACCGCUUCAUCGACCAAGACGAAGCCGAGCGAAACUCGUUCAUUCAGCAUCACGUCGUCACCGGUCGAGGCUCACUGUUCCCCGUGCAGGGCGAUGCUUCUCGCUCCAAGCUCGAUGAGGUCGCAAUCAACGAUGUGAUGGUGUCCUACAUCGUAGACAACGACGUUGAAGGGCUCGAAACGACUCGUAUCAUCAAGUGA